Quercus robur (English oak) is the source of this 1271-nucleotide messenger RNA. Its product is annotated as protein-ribulosamine 3-kinase, chloroplastic. The record is from RefSeq and is a predicted model, not a curated record. NCBI's taxonomy places the organism in Eukaryota, Viridiplantae, Streptophyta, Magnoliopsida, Fagales, Fagaceae. Bases 192 to 1181 code for a protein of 329 amino acids. The transcript has 9 exons.
CAAUAGUUCUGGUUAAAAGGCAUAGAAUAGAAGGGACUCUCAAUCACCUUGUACACAUCGUUAUCUUCUCCCCCACAGGAAAAAAAGCCCAGUGGCAGUAACCAAUUAACCAAAAGAAACGGGCUUGCCACCGAAUUAAGUGGUGGACUAGCUUGUAAAAGGCAUUUUUGGAGUGAAAGGGAGAAGAGAUAAUGGUGGCACACGUGGGACUCAUCUCUCUCACCUCAUGCUUCUCUCCUCUCUCUCGUCUUCCUCGCCUCUCCUCCACCAAGCACAAACCAUUUGCCAUGGCUGCGAUGAAUGAAGAUCCAGUCCGUCAGUGGAUUCUGUCAGAAGGAAAGGCAACUAAGAUAACAAAUAUCAGUCCCGUAGGCGGUGGUUGCAUUAAUCUUGCUAAUUGUUAUGACACUGAUGCAGGUUCUUUCUUUGUGAAAACAAACAGGAGUAUUGGACCUUCAAUGUUUGAGGGAGAGGCUCUUGGUUUAGGUGCUAUGUAUGAAACCGGAUCAAUCCGUGUGCCUAAGCCAUUUAAGGUUGGACCCCUUCCUACGGGUGGUUCCUACAUUAUCAUGGAAUUCAUUGAAUUUGGUUCUUCCAGAGGAAAUCAGUCUGUUCUAGGGAGAAAACUUGCUGAAAUGCAUAAAGCUGGAAAAUCUGAGAAAGGCUUUGGUUUUGAUGUUAAUAACACCAUUGGCAGUACUCCACAAAUGAACACUUGGUCAUCAGAUUGGAUUCGGUUUUAUGGGGAGCAUAGAUUGGGUUACCAGUUGAAGUUGGCACUAGACCAGUAUGGUGAUAGUACCAUUUAUGAAAAAGGACAAAGACUGGUGAAGAGUCUGGGACCUCUCUUUGACAAUGUGGUGAUAGAGCCAUGCUUGCUACAUGGAGACCUGUGGAGUGGAAAUAUCAGCUCUGAUAAAAAUGGCGAGCCUGUUAUACUUGACCCAGCAUGUUACUAUGGACAUAAUGAGGCAGAGUUUGGAAUGUCGUGGUGUGCUGGAUUUGGAGGAGCAUUCUAUAAUGCUUAUUUUGAGGUGAUGCCCAAACAGCCAGGCUUUGAGAAGAGGAGAGAUCUUUAUAUGUUGUAUCAUUAUUUGAAUCAUUACAAUCUCUUUGGUUCUGGCUACCGGUCAUCUGCCAUGUCUAUAAUUGAUGACUAUCUAAGAAUGUUAAAUGCUUAGCAUUUGGUCUAAAAUGAUUAUCAUGUUUAUACACAACAAAGUUAACUCUGCCUGUAUAUUUUGCUGCUUUGGCCUCAGUAGUUUUUUUCA